AGUCGCUUAGAAGGCGGGGCUUAAGAGUAGCGGUUGGGCCUCCGCCUGUCGGCGCCAAGCGGAUUGUUUGCUGUCAACAUGGAGUUCUUACUCGGAAAUCCUUACAGCACUCCAGUGGGCCAAUGCAUAGAGAGAGCCACUGAAGGUGGCCUCCAGAAUGAAGACUGGGCCCUCAAUAUGGAGAUCUGUGACAUCAUAAACGAGACGGAUGAGGGGCCAAAAGACGCCAUGCGAGCGCUGAGGAAACGACUCGGCGGCAACAAGAAUUACCGAGAAGUCUUGCUGGCGCUGACGGUCGUGGAGACGUGCGUGAAGAACUGCGGCCACAGGUUUCACCUGCAGGUGGCCAGCCGAGAUUUCAUCGAUGGCGUUUUGGUGAAAAUCAUCUCGCCGAAGGCCAAUCCUCCGACCAUCGUGCAAGACAAAGUGUUGUCGCUGAUACAGGCCUGGGCUGACGCUUUCCGGAGUAGUCCUGAUCUUACCGGGGUGGUCCACAUUUAUGAAGAACUGAAGCGGAAGGGCACGGAGUUCCCCAUGGCCGAUUUGGACGCACUGUCGCCCAUCCACACGCCGCAGCGGGGCACGCCGGAGGUGGACCCGGCCAUCAUCAAGUACCUGGCACCUGCAAGCACCGCCACCGACUUAGCCGCCAGGCAAGGGUCUCCACACGACCCCAUCACGGCAACCCCCCAACAGGUGGCGCGCUUACGUAGCGAGUUGGACAUGGUGAGAGGCAACAUCAAAGUCUUGUCGGAGAUGCUCACGGAGAUGGUCCCUGGCCAGGAAGAUGGACCCGAUCUAGAACUGCUCCAGGAGCUGCACAGGACAUGCAGAGCCAUGCAGCAAAGAGUCGUUGAACUCAUCUCACGCGUGUCCAACGAGGAAGUGACCGAGGAGCUGCUGCACGUCAACGACGACCUCAACAACAUCUUCAUCCGAUACGAGAGGUAUGAGCGCUGCAGGUCGGGGAGGGGCGCUAACAACAAAGGGAUUUUGGGUGAGGAGACAGAUGACAACCUGAUCGACUUGGGUCCCGGCUCUCCGGCUGUGGUGACCCCCCGAGCGGCGUCCAGCCCGCCUCCCCGCGGCACAACAGGGGCCGCUGCCUCACCGGUCCAGAACCCCGCUGUGGGCUCACUGUCUUCCGCGCUGGCCGGCCUCGAUGUCAGUCCUGCAAGUCCACCAAGCCGAAACCGGGACGACUUUGACAUGUUUGCCCAGACUCGCAGCAGCUCGCUGGCUGAGCAGCGCAAAAAUGUCAAGUACGAAGACCCCCGGGCUGUGGGUGGUCUGGCCUCGGCUCUGGAUGUUAGACAGCACAACGCGGGAGGGCUGAGGGUAGAAGGGUACGCUGGUACCCCAGCAGAUCAGGAGCUGCCCAUAGACAGCUGGCUUAUUACCCAAGGAAUGAUCCCUGUAUCGCAGUCCUCUGUCAUGGAUGACAUAGAGGAGUGGCUCAGUGCUGACGUGAAAGGCGAUCCUCUGGAUGAAGGCGUAACCAGUGAAGAGUUUGAUAAGUUCCUGGAGGAGCGAGCAAAGGCAUCAGACACGUCUCCCUCCGGGGAUAACCCCGCUCACCCUGCCCUCCCCGCUCCCGUCGCCUCGCACAAGAAAGCAGAACGCACGGAGGACGCCCUCUUUGCCUUGUAGACUCGCAUCCGAGUGUCUCGGUGGCUCCCUCGGCGCCGUCUGAAGGUCGGCGCUUGGAACAAUUCCCUUGAACGCGGUCCUCCGGUAACAUUUCAUCGUCUUGCCACUUGUUACAGCAUUGCUGGAACUUGCACAGGCGGGCAGGUCGUGUCAUAGCAUCGCUGGAUGUAUUUGAUCGCCAAUGUGGGAUGCGUUGACGCUUUCGUCAUUUCAAGCUGCGUUUAAGUGGAGGGAAUAAUCCCGCUCACAAAUCUUCAUUAAGCCGCUACAUAACUAACGCAAGUGUUGGUGUCCAAGUAUUGUAAUGCUUUAAAGGAGUUGGACAGGAGAGCAAAGAAAAGAUUCAUGUGCAGUAGCUUGCUUCUGCAGCUGUGUGUGAAAACGAGAAGAUGAAUAAGCGCAUUCUCUCAUUUUAACAAGCUGUGUCUGUCAGCAGCCGUUUAACCAAAGGGAAGAAAAACAACCCAAAUAGUGUACAAAGGUUUCCUGUUUUAGGAAUGUUUCCAUAAAAGCCAAGUGUAUGAUUUCAACUAAUCUUGCGUCGCAACAAGCAGCAGAAGUUUGGAUGUUAUGGAAAUCUAAAUGGAAGGAUACUACUACAUUAUACGCACGUGGAGAUCGAGCUAUAUUUAAUCUCUGGAAUUAUUCCAAAGUGACAAUUUUGUCCCACCCCGGCAGUAAUUAGGCCAACUUUAAUUAUACUCCCUAAAAAAUAGUAAACUUGCAGCGUAUUAACGUACACGUUGUAGCAAAACAAAACAAUCUGUGGUUUUUUUUUUUUUUUUUUUUUAGGGAAAAGGGAACAUUGUUUUGAACUACUUCAUUUUGCACAUAACUUUAAAAAAAAAAAAAAACUAUUCGCAAGAAUACAAAUGGGUUGAAAUGAGGUGUUGAAACUGCUGGGACUGCACCAAACUAUUGGAUUCGAUUACCUACUGGACAAUUACUACAAACAAAUGGCAUUAUUAAGGAUAUAUCGUUGGCUAUAUUGUGUAAUAUACCUCAAACAAACAAAAAGUCAAUGUAAUGAUUUUUAAUCGUACUAUGCAAAGGGAAGCGCGUUAUUUCUUGCCCUGGCAGUGUAGAUAUGUUUGAACAGUUUUAAGAACCUUUUUGUUGUUUACCAUUCAUUAUUUUUAAUGUCAGUAUAAUUGCUAUUUUUUCCACAUCAGACUGUAAUAUGUCUUAUAUAAUAUUGGGUUGAUGGUAGGGCUCGGGAGCCAAGAGCCCAAAAAUCCAUCCUAUCUUAAACUCCAGCACUUUUAACCUCUUGGUUUGUACUAAUUUGCUUUGCAUGUCUAAUUUAUAUAUUUUUGUUUUUGUUUGGUUUUCACUUUAAGAGUAAGACCAAAACCCGUGUAAAUCGUGCAGUAUUGUUGUCAGAAUAUUGUACUGAAUUUGUUACCCAUCUAAAAAUGCAUUGAAAAAUAUAUUUGCCUACAUAAUCUGCAUAACUGCCGAGGAUUAGGCAGAACUAAAUUGGCGGAAGAGAUUUAACAGGCAAUCAUUGCACAAACCAAUGUGGCCUAACGUCGCUGAAUGUCGUGUUUAUGGAUUCCAGAACCUUUUGAAAAGGUUUCAUGAAGCUUACACGAUAAUUGCAGCAUGGACUCUUCCAAAUUCCGGUUUUGUUAUUAACAUGCUAGUGUACACGUUUAGCAUCAGUGGAUGUUCCGUGUCUGUUUGGGCUCUACCAUCUGCCGUCAUCCUGACUGGUGUGUCUCUGUGUGACUUAAUGCACGUAUGUAACUGCCCAAUAAAACACUUGAGACUGCUACCUCA
Molecule: messenger RNA, 3432 nt
Organism: Syngnathus acus (greater pipefish)
Lineage: Eukaryota; Metazoa; Chordata; Actinopteri; Syngnathiformes; Syngnathidae
Gene: tom1l2a
Product: TOM1-like protein 2
Exons: 16
Coding region: 79-1650 (523 amino acids)
Biological process (GO): signal transduction
Cellular component (GO): membrane; endosome
Molecular function (GO): ubiquitin binding; clathrin binding; phosphatidylinositol binding
Source: RefSeq, a predicted model, not a curated record